Molecule: messenger RNA, 4448 nt
Organism: Ceratina calcarata
Lineage: Eukaryota; Metazoa; Arthropoda; Insecta; Hymenoptera; Apidae
Product: neprilysin-1
Exons: 19
Coding region: 588-2987 (799 amino acids)
Biological process (GO): proteolysis
Cellular component (GO): plasma membrane
Molecular function (GO): metalloendopeptidase activity
Source: RefSeq, a predicted model, not a curated record
GAGUUCGGUCCGACAGUCCGCGUGUUACCCCCAGCCGUAAAGCAGGGCCGCGUAUUCUCGACUUCCGGUUAACCCGCCAGAUUAGACGCAGAAACGGUCCCGGGAGAUAGCUUCGUUCUCUGUGGACGUCCAGUGAACCGGAAGUGACACUUGAACCAAGUGAAAAUCGAACGGGAACGAGCUCGUCCCUGGAUCUCGCACAGAUUGAGAGGAAAAGGUGAAGAUGCAGAGGUGGAAAAGGCCAGCGAACUGAUCCUGCCUUGGCGUUGGCGGGCCCCGGUGGUUGGGGUGAAGGAUUCGAGAUUGGCGGGCUUUAGAGAGCUUCGGGAGUUCCGCGGGACCCGGCAAAUGUGGCUUUGUGUACGGUGAGCCAGGGUUACGGGGGCCGCGGGGCCCGUGGCGGUGGCAGCGGGAGUAGCAGGUCUCGUGGCGAGGCAAGCGUGAGGCUACCCCUGAGUCCUCGCACCCUGUGCGCCCCUGGGGCCGGAGGCGGCGCACAUGUGCAACCACCGACUGCGACCACUGGUCCACCCGGGGCCGGCAACAACCCGGGGACCGAGGAGGGAACCGGCCUCCCUGAUGAACCCAUGGUGCACGGUGGUGAAGGGGCCGCGCAACAGGGUACCUGGAUAUGCUGCGUGCCGUGUUACUGGCUGCGUCGAAGCAAGGCCGUGCACAAGGCGAUGCUCUCGUUCGCGAUGCUCCUCGUCACCAGCCUGCUCGUCACCAGUCCUGUACUUUUCCUCAUCACCACGCUGCCGGAGGGAGAACAGCCUCGCGUAUGUUCGCCGGUGGACGAGGCGUGCAUCAGAGAGAGGGACGGUCCAGACGGCUUGUGCGAUUCGAAGGCCUGCGAGGAGGCCUCGAAACGGAUAGUGGCGUUCAUGAAGAAGGGGAUGGAUCCUUGCAAGGACUUUUAUCAGUUCGCGUGCGGCGGCAUCCGCGAUCAGCAGCCGUACCAGCCUAGCUCGAGCUUUAACAUGCUUCAGGCGAUGGUCGACGAUCAUCUUCACAAAAUGCUGGCGAACAAGACGGGUCGUAUGGUCGGCGACUUCGAUAAGCUGGGACAAUUUUACAAAAGCUGUUUGGAAUUCAAGGAGAAGCCAGUGAAUUUUACUCCGGUUUACGAGCUUCUACGCGAGCUCGGCGGCUAUCUACCACCGAAGAGCAUCGCGCCAGCUGAUAUCACGCCUUUGGUCUCGAUGCUGUUGAGGGUGAACGGAGCUCCUCUGUUCGACUUUUUCGUAGACGUCGAUUUGUACGAUCGGUCCAGAUCCUCUGUCUUCUUAGAUCUGCCUACCAAACUCCAGGGAUACGCUUUCUUCACGGAGAACCCGGAAGAGGGAUUGCGAUGGGCCAAGGCGUACUCGACGAUGGAAAAGCAGCAGAAGGGUGGCGAACACGAGGAGAGCCGGGCUUACACCAUGAUCAAGAACAAGAUGGAGGAGCAGAGGUCACGAAGGAUUCAGAAGAUCGUCGAGGGCUUUUUACCAGAAGCGAUGGACCCUAAGGAUCGCGCCUCGGAGACCGACCUCCUACUGCAAUUCUGUUUGUCACUCAACAAGAUAUAUCCAAAGCAUAAGGACCUGUACAAUUGGGUGGACGUGGACCAGAGGGUGUACGUACCCUUCAACAUGUCCUAUCUACAGGACAGCUUCGGUUAUAUAAGGUGGGGGACGCUGCUGAACGCUACCCUAGGCACUGCCACUGCCGAUCUCUACAAUCAGAGCAGGAAUCGUCACCGACCCGUUUUUGGCUACGACGAUCAGCUGGUCUACGUUUACGUUACCGCGCCGCGUUACUUUAGAAGUCUUGGCAAACUGCUCAACCGUUUCUCCAGAAGGAUUAUUCACAACGGAUUGCUGUUGCUGUACGCUACAAACACUCUCCACGACAUCGUGAACGUAACAGCGAGCAAGGACUGGGAACUUUCCUGUUUCAAGCUCACCAAGGACGUCUUCAGCGAAGUCGUGGGUGCUUUAUAUGUGCGACAGUACACCCCGCAGUACUUGGAAACCCUCGCGAACAGAGUGGGAGGACUGUUCGAGCGAGUGAAGGAGACAGUAGCAGAGCGCAUUCUCGUGAAAUCGUGGCUAGACGAGGAGACGAGGACGCAGGCACUACUGAAAUUGAACUCAUUGCGGGGAAGAUUUCACGUGUGGCCUGGUUUCUACAAUGACAGUCUACUGGCCCGCGAAAUGGCCGAGGUGGAGAUCGACCCGGACGACUUCUUUCACAGCGUGUUGAGAAGGUUCAAACAGAUCCGCACCGUGGACGACAAGGUUCUCAGGAGGAACGUCACCGAGAAGCGUCGACAUCCUUACAGUGUGAGCGCUUAUUACGAAUCCUCGACGAAUACCAUCGGUAUUCCAUUGGCCAUGAUGACGGCCUGGUCGUGGUCGUGGGACGGCGGACCGGCCUACGCGGCCCACGCGACGCUUGGAUCAGUGAUAGGUCACGAAAUCCUACACGCUUUCGACCUCCAUCGACGCCGACUGCCACUGGACCCCGACCUGAGCGUCGAUCAAUGGCUCUGGAUCACGCCCGAGUCGUGGAGGAGGCUGGAAGCGAGGAUCGAGUGCGUCGCCAGGCUCUACGCGAAGAGCUUUUGGAGGAAAGUUCAAUUUUACGGAAACGACGUCGCUGUACAGUUCGAUUGGAACGUGACGAGGAAUGAGAACGUAGCUGAUAUCGGAGCCUUGCAGAUAUCUUACAAAACCUGGCAUACCCUCACGAAUGGGAGGGACAGAAGUCUUCCUGGUUUGGAGGGACUUCGCCCUAGCCAGCUUUUCUUCAUAAGCGCCGCCCAGACUUACUGUUCCAAUAUGACUGCCGAGGCCUACAUUCUUUCUGUUGAACUCGAUUAUCACACGCCGCAGCCCGAAAGGGUGAACGGUAUAAUGAUGAAUUCGCAAGCGUUCGCGGACGCGUUCCGUUGCCCGAUCGGGACGAAAAUGAAUCCGCCUAACAAAUGCACCACUUGGUGAACACCAGUGGACAAUUCGUUUAUUUCUGCCGACUACGUCAAGUAUUUUGCACCCACGCGUUCAAUUGGGGACUCGCGGCCCGAGGGUUGUAAUCAUCUUUUCUCAGCAAUUGUCGAGCGAUCCGGCGUCGAAGAAAUCGAUUCAGAAAUUUUCGAGCAUGACGAAUCGAUGAACGGCGAUGGAUCUCUUCACCAAAACUGACAAGCUCGUUUGAAGACGCGCCAUUAACGUUAAAUAAAAAUCUCUCCCUGCUUUAGAGAUACCUUAGAUUCUAUCAUAGUGACAAGCAAUAAAUUACUUUACAGGCGAGAGUGUGAUUAAAAUACGAAUGCAAACGAAGUAAACAAAAAAAAAAAAAUACGUACGCACGCAGAACAAAUUAACAGAAGCGCUUCGGUUUUCUGGAACGAUUAGAGACGUGUGUGUCGUUAAAAUAGAAUCGAUUAGUCGAUUCCACGGUAGGCAGGAAAAAUGUUUAGCCAAGAUUGACGCAACUUUAGGCAGCGACGAAGUAAUCUCGAAGAGUAUAGAAAGUAUCGUUCAAUGCAACCGGACUUCAGCUUGUAAGAAGCUAACAGGAACAAUGAACAAUGGACAAUGAAUGGGCCGAUGAAUAAUGGAUAGGAUUGACGAAUGUGAACUGCGAAACUAUUUAAUUUAGUUCUUCUCGCACACCGAUUGUCUUCUUAGUCUCUAACUCUGUAAAUAACUCUCCACUCCUUUGAGUUUAGUUCGGUUAACCCGAAGGAUCCAUCCUUAACGAAUUGGAUAGAGCCUGCGGAUUUCGUUAAGGCAUAGAGAGCUUCUAUUCACCCUGUAUUUCGCUUGGUUAUCCCUACGGAAACACAAAACUCUUCGAUUUCGGCGCUUCGCUUUUAUUCGUGACACCGUUUCGCUCGGUUCUCGAUGGAAAAUAAAUUUCAGUUACCGUCGACUCCGACGAGCGGCUCACCGAUGUCCCACGUCAUUAAAUCCCACGAUAACUGCGUAAAAACUCGACUUAUGAAUUACCAAAUUGAAUAGGAAUAGUUCGUUUGCAAUUGGACCUCGAGUUUGCAAACGUUGCACAAACGUUUCAUCGGUCUGUUUCUUCAAUGAAUUUUUAUUAAGAGCUGUUCGCCGCGACUCGGCGUUCCUUUAAUUCGACGAUCAAAACCCUAUGGGAGAAUAUUAAUUUCAUCGUCGUGAGCCGACGGCUAGCGAAGGUUGUUACAAUUUUUAGCGCGUUUACGCAAGAAUCGCGAUCUGUGAUAUUCUUAAGCAGUACUUAAGUACAUAUAAUAUUUGGGGGAUCAUUCGACGAUCGAUGGAAUCAAUUAUAAAAAAAAAAAAAAAUAGUCUGCAAGAGGAAGGAUUGUCACCGGAUGUCCCUCGCCGAAAGCAUAAAGUCACGUUAUUUAAAACACCGUUGUAAAUGUAAAUGGCUGAUAACUCAUAUGGCAAAUAAAUAUGGUUUAUAUA